AUGUCAGAAGAGAGAAUGCAUUCAGCCAUGGAUAAUCCAGUCUACGAAGAAGCUAUAGUCGUGGAGGUAGAACCACAACCACCCAUAGAAGCCAGCCACGUCACCUUCAGUUUUGUGUUAACGUUUUUGUUCAAAUGCAUAUCACACAUCGUCAAUCUACUACAACCUCUCGCUCACCUCUGGAUCAACUAUUACUGGCGAACAUUUGGGGAUGAAGCUGUAAUCAUGCCCCCAACACCACUUAGCUUUAUCAUCACUAGUUUAUAUAUUUUUGCAGAAAUGAAGUCGCAGGGGUCUGAAUUUCCUUUCAAAACUCAUCCUCGAUCCAUGAAUAUCGCCAUUACCAGUCUACUCUUUUAUGGUUUGGCUUCAGCAGCCCAACAUUUCAUUUCUACCUGCACACGUCUUGGUCCGGCUUCAGUUUAUGCCAUGGUUGCUCACUCGGGAAGGAUUGGUUGUUUGUGCAUUUUGGUAGCAUCUGUAGCUUCAUUGUUAUAUCUUUGA
Molecule: messenger RNA, 504 nt
Organism: Lactuca virosa
Lineage: Eukaryota; Viridiplantae; Streptophyta; Magnoliopsida; Asterales; Asteraceae
Source: the annotation of a GenBank genome assembly